Zeugodacus cucurbitae (melon fly) is the source of this 2633-nucleotide messenger RNA. It is a transcript of the gene alpha-Man-Ib, whose product is annotated as endoplasmic reticulum mannosyl-oligosaccharide 1,2-alpha-mannosidase. Gene Ontology annotation, biological process: N-glycan processing; carbohydrate metabolic process. The coding region runs from base 285 to 2387 and encodes 700 amino acids. Gene Ontology annotation, cellular component: endoplasmic reticulum; membrane. The record is from RefSeq and is a predicted model, not a curated record. The transcript is spliced from 7 exons. Gene Ontology annotation, molecular function: calcium ion binding; mannosyl-oligosaccharide 1,2-alpha-mannosidase activity. NCBI's taxonomy places the organism in Eukaryota, Metazoa, Arthropoda, Insecta, Diptera, Tephritidae.
UAAAUUUCGUGUGGUUAAUAAUUCUACUUUCCUUUACUACUACAUUGUUUGCAGAUAAGUUAGUCGCUAUAAAAUAUAUUGUAAAUGACAUAUGCAGAUUACUUAGUCGCUGUCAAUAUGUUGUUGUUGGUGCUGUUCUACUAAAUUAAAAGCUAUAAAAUCGAUUUUGUAAGCAAGCAAAAGCGAAGUAGUGCUCUUUUUGUGGGCACAGUAAAAGUCCAUUUAGCUGCGUCGGAAGUCAUUUGUGUGUGUGGAGUUGGUGGUAAUAACAUUUCCACAUAGAGAUGGAUAAAAGCGAUCACAUUUCGGUAACAUUGUCCGGUGUCGGUGUGAGCGGCACGGAAGAAGAUAGUCUCAAUGCAAAACAGCCGCAACGACGUAGUCUGCGACGGUCUUGGAAUCAAUUACCCCGUUGCCAGCGCAACCUUAUCAUAUUAGCCGUGCUGGCGGUAUGCUUAACAUUAGUUCUAGUUUUAUACAACGAUCAAAUCGAUGCGGAGAAUAGUAGGUUAAUUAACAACAGCGGCGCUUUCUUAUAUCGUGACAAUCGCGAUACGGCUGACAGUGCCGCUCGAGUGCAGAAUGGGCUAAGCGAUGGUAUGAACGCGCAGCAGAUGCAAAAGAAUCUGAAAAAUCCCUUGCCGAAUAUUGGACCACCACCGCUGUCAUUCUCAAAUGACAAUGCGCCGGUAUUUAAAGAUAUAAAGGUGCUCGAUUCGCCCAAUGGCAAUAGGAAGAGUGAGGAUAACAUACAACACGGCGAAGAACCGCCGAAAGACAGUUUAUUACAAGGCCCAUUAGUCGAAUUUCCCAAUAAGAUAAGCAUACAAGAAAAUAAUGAUAAUCGCAUCGAUGAACCCGUCGGUGAGCCACAAUCUGGCGGUGCUGAUGAUGAUGAACGUGCCGCUUUGGAAGCAGCAGUACUAAAUCCACGCGUCAUACCCGGUACCAAUAAUGUUUUAAUUACCGAUUUUAUCAAUAAUAUGGAUGCCAAAAUGGUGGCGCAAAAACAACAUUUCCAUGGUGCCACAAAUGAGCGGCAGACCGCAGUUGUGGCAGCAUUUAAGCAUUCUUGGAAUGGUUAUAAAAAAUACGCUUGGGGUCAUGACAAUCUAAAACCGUUAUCGCAGAGUUCGCACGAUUGGUUUGGUUUGGGUUUGACCAUUGUAGACUCACUGGACACUAUGUAUAUAAUGGGUUUGGAGGAUGAAUUCAACGAGGGUCGCGAGUGGGUCAGCAAUUUCCUAACAUUUGAUAUCAAUCGUGAUGUGAAUCUCUUCGAAGUGACAAUACGUAUAUUAGGUGGUUUGCUCUCCGCUUACCAUCUGAGUGGCGACAAAAUGUUUCUAAGCAAGUCGAUCGAAUUGGGCAAUCGCAUGUUGCCAUGCUUUCUCUCCCCCUCGGGUAUACCAUAUUCAGAUGUAAAUCUUGCUUCAAUGUCAGCGCAUUCGCCAAAAUGGUCGCCAGACAGCUCGACUAGCGAGGUGACCACUAUACAAUUGGAAUUCCGUGAUCUCAGUCGCUCGACUAAUAUACCGAUUUACGAAAAGGUAUCGCAUGCAGUUAAUAAGAAAGUGCAUGAUUUGGAGAAAACGAGCGGUCUUGUGCCGAUAUUCAUAAAUGCCAACACAGGCACAUUCAGAAAUUACGCGACAAUCUCACUGGGCGCACGCGGUGACUCCUAUUAUGAGUAUUUGCUGAAACAGUGGCUACAGACUGGACGCAAAACUGAUGAUUUCCUCAUUGUGGACUAUAUGCGUGCAAUUGACGGUGUGCUCACGAAGCUGUUGCGUCGCACGCCCAAAGAGCAGCACGUCUACAUUGGUGAGCUGAUUAAUGGCAAAGAUUUCAAACCGAAAAUGGAUCAUCUCACCUGCUAUCUGCCCGGCACACUGCUGUUGGGCAACAAAUUCGGCAUGCCUACUUCACAUUUGUUGCUCGCUCGCGAUCUGCUCGAAACCUGCUAUCAAACGUACAUGCGUCAGCCGACACAAUUGGCGCCCGAAAUAUCCUAUUUCGCGCUGACGACCAAUGAAGAUCAGGAGAUCUACGUGAAACCCAAUGAUGCACACAAUCUUUUGCGUCCCGAAUUCAUCGAGAGUUUAUAUUAUUUCUAUGCAUUAACCGGCAAUCGCACCUACCAGGAUAUGGGCUGGAAUAUAUUCCAAGCGUUCGAGAAACACACCAAAGUGGCUUACGGUUACACGUCCAUUGGCAAUGUGAAGCAUAUAUUCAAUACAAGACUGCGUGAUAUGAUGGAGAGCUUUUGGCUGGGCGAAACGCUUAAGUAUUUCUAUCUGCUAUUUAGCGAUAAUCGUAAAGAAAUCGAUUUGGAUAAAUGGAUCAUCAAUUCCGAGGCACAUCUGGUGCCUAUGCGGAAUCAUUAAGUGCGCGCGCUCUUGCUUGCAUGUGCUUACGCGCGCGCGUGUGUGUGUGUGUGUGUAACGUAUGUACGUAAUCAUGACUUUUUUUUUUAAAGCGUAACGAAUCGGGUUGAGAGAACUCACAAUGUAAAUAAAUAUUCUCAGUAAUUAUUUAUACAACUCUAGAAUGAAAUCAAAUUUUGUCGCAUAACAACAAACUACUUUAUAUACAUGCAUACAUAAAUAUUUAUGUAAAAAUGUAGGUGUUUA